Messenger RNA from Dovyalis caffra, 321 nucleotides. Lineage: Eukaryota; Viridiplantae; Streptophyta; Magnoliopsida; Malpighiales; Salicaceae. The record is from the annotation of a GenBank genome assembly.
AUGGCGGCGUUUGCGGAGAAGCAGAGGCAGCAGAAGCAGAAGCAGCUCAUACCGGCAUUGGCCCAUUUGAACUUUACAUGGUUGGGGAAGUGUACUACUUGCAACUUGCAAGAGAAUAAAGAGGAUGCGAAGACAUGUCAUUAUUCGCGCCAAUUGUGCUGCAUAAAGGUUACUCAACUUCGUUUUCAAGAAAUGGAUUACAAGCUAGCAUAUCUUUCUCGAUCACACAGGCCAAAAGAAACACUCCAUGGAGGAGCAAUAAAAGAAAAAACAUCUCUAUAUCCUUCCAAAAAGAGAUUAAAAUGUAUCAACGCAACAUGA